AUGCCAAUUCGAAAUUUUUUAACUAAUCGAACAGCUAGACGAAAAUGUCAUCUCAAUGGUAUUCUACCAUCACAACGUAUGCCUCAUAAACCGAAAUUACAACAACAAUUUUCUGAUCAUAUACGUUUCAGUAAUUCACAACUUCCACAUAAAGUUAAUCUUCGCUUCCAAAUGACACCUGUUGAAGAUCAAUCAAGUAUUGGUAGUUGUGUAGCGAAUGCUUUUGCUGGAGCUUAUGAAUAUUUGCUAAAGAAAAGUAGUGGUCAUGAGAUUGAUGUAAGUCGAUUAUUUAUUUAUUACAAUGCUCGUGUUAAAGAUGAAGAAUCAGAUGAAAAUAUCAACGAUUCAGGUUGUAGUGUAUCAAGUGCUAUUGAAGCAUUAGAAGAAUCUGGUACUUGUCUCGAAUCAGUUUGGCCAUAUUGUAAAAAACGUGUAAAUAAAUGUCUGAUUGAUGAAGCAUAUGAAGCAGCAGCAAAUAAUAGAAUAACUGAUGCAUUACAAGUUAAAAUAAAUUUAUAUGAAAUGAAAUCAUGUCUUGCACAAGGUUAUCCAUUUGUAUUUGGCUUAGAAUUAUAUAAUUCAUUUGAUAAAGCAGCUAAAAAAGGCAUUGUACCAAUACCAAAAUCAGGAGAAACGAGUCGAGAAUCACAUGGAAGUCAUGCAAUGUUAGCUGUAGGUUAUAGUGAUCAUUCACAAGCAUUUAUUGUUCGAAAUUCAUGGGGAGAAGAAUGGGGUGAUGGAGGAUAUUGUUAUAUUCCAUAUGAUUAUCUGACUAAUUCAGAUUUUUUUUUCGAUCCAUGGAUUGUUCGUAAAUUAGAAACUGAUGACAUGGGUCAUGAACAUUGGGAUGAUGAUGAUUCAAUUGAUUAUCAGGAAGAAGAAGAUGAUGAUGAUGAUGAUGAUGAAGAAGAAGAAGAAGAAGAAGAAGACGAUGAUGAGGGUGGUGAAAUUGAAGAGGAAGAAGAAGACGAAGAACUUGAGAAUAAAAUUGAUGAUUCAAACAAGAAACAGUAUUUGCUGCCUGCGUCCAAGAAAUAUCAAGCUCACUGUGUAUUUAAUAAUCCUUUAUUAAUAUACAAUUUUGAAGUAAUUGCAGAAAGGAUUCUUUUAUGUAAAUUUGUUGUUAAAAUGAGUUCGUUAUAA
This is a messenger RNA of Rotaria sp. Silwood2, 1143 nucleotides long. Lineage: Eukaryota; Metazoa; Rotifera; Eurotatoria; Philodinida; Philodinidae. The record is from the annotation of a GenBank genome assembly.